Molecule: messenger RNA, 4032 nt
Organism: Hibiscus syriacus
Lineage: Eukaryota; Viridiplantae; Streptophyta; Magnoliopsida; Malvales; Malvaceae
Exons: 4
Coding region: 1-4032 (1343 amino acids)
Molecular function (GO): catalytic activity
Source: RefSeq, a predicted model, not a curated record
AUGGGUCACCUUUUCAACGUUCCUCUCGAAUUGUUUUCGAGAGAGGGCCUUAGCUACAUAGCAAGUGCCAUUGGUAAUCCUCUAACCAUGGAUUCUGUCACUGCCUCAAAAUCAAGAUUGGAGUUUGCUAAAUUAUGCGUUGAAAUUGGAGUGAAUGAUGAUAUCCCUAAAUCUAUAGAGGUUAUUCUCGGUAAUGGGCAAACUACAACAGUUUUUGUAGAAGUCCCAUGGCUUCCUAAUUGUUGCUUAAAAUGUAAUAAAUUUAGGCAUACUGAUAAAGCUUGUUUAGCUCCUAAAGAUACAGCUCCUGCUACUAAUUUACAAAUUUGGAGGAAAAAGAGAGAUUCUCAUCCUGCUGUGCACUCUAACAUCCCCAGUUCGUCUAGUCCUCAAGUUCCUCUGUCACCAUAUUCCAAAAGGAAAAAUGAUAAUUCAUCAAAUGGAAAAGAACCUUUAACAGAAACAGAUUGCCUAUCCGAUCCUGCUGCCAAGAUUGCCCAAUCUGCUUCUAUUCCUGUUUCAAAUAAGGACAAUAGCUCUUCAACAAUUCCCCCAUCAGAUUCUGUUGCCACAGAGGAUAUUUCUUGUCCUCUUCCAGACUCUAAUGCUGAUUGCAAAUCUCUUUUGCCUCAUAAUGAUAAUACUGUCCCUGACCAUAAUGUCAAAAAUGUCUUCCCUCAUUCUAUAUAUGAGGAUGUAAAUUCUUCCUUAUUUUCCCAUUUAAACGUUUCUGAGGAACAGACAGUUUCACCUACUGGAAAUGCUGCAAAAGCUUCUAAUAAAAUCAACAAGAAAAAUUCCAGAUCAGCUGCUUUAGGAGUGGCUCUUCUAAUUAAAGACCUUAAAGCAAAAAAGAAGGAACACCUUGAUAAAUCAAAUUGUGUCUCUGACAAAAAUAAGGUUCUGCAAAGGGCUUCUCUUUACAAAGUUGAAGUUCUUUGCCUUCUAGAGACUAGAGUUAAACCUGAAAAGUUUGAAGAUAUAAUUAAUCUCAAAUUCAGUACUUGGAACUACUUCACAAACUAUGACCAUGCCUCUAAUGGUAGGAUUUGGUUCUUAUGGAAAAAAGGUUUGGACCUUUCUCUCUGCCAUGUUACUGCCCAGUGUAUCACUGCUAAAAUUAUUAGAAAUGGUGUUCCUUGUUUUAUUUCUGCUAUUUAUGGAAAUAAUGAUGGUACUCAAAGGAAACUUCUCUGGCAACAUUUAAAAGAUCUUGACUCUAGUAUUGGUUCAUUCCCUUGUAUUUUAGGGGGUGAUUUCAAUAUCUUUCUCUAUUCUGUUGAAAGCUCAGAUCAUGACACUCUGGGUUCUUACACUUCUAAUGAAAUGAAAGAUUUUCAAGAUACAAUCCAUGACCUUCUCCUUCAGGAUCAUCCUUUCUUUGAUCCUACUUUCACUUGGAGCAAUAAACAAAAGGAUUCCUAUCUUGCUAGGAAAUUAGAUAGAGUUCUUGUUAAUUCUUAUUGGGUCAGUUUCUUUCAAAAUUCCUUUGUAGAAUUUCUUGCUCCAGGGCCCUCAGACCACUGUAUGGCUCUCGUUUGGCUUAACAAAGACUCCCAAACGAAUAGACCCAAGCCUUUCAAAUUUUUUAACUUCUGGACCAGGAAUCCAAACUUCAUUUCUGAAGUUCAAAAUUCUUGGCUCCAACCAAUGCAAGGUAAUCCUAUGGUUUCUCUUUUCCUCAAACUUAAAAAUCUGAAGACUUGCCUGAGGAAAUUAAACAAAGACUGCUACAUCAAUAUUUCUGAUAGGGUUAAGCAAAAUAAAAUUGAUCUUGAACAUAUUCAGCUUUCUACCCUUAACAGAACUUCUACUAUUGACUCUGAACUUACUAUUCAAAGUGAGCUCUCUUCUCUUGAGCACAUAGAAAAUUUAUUCCUAAAACAGAAGGCUAAAAUCCAAUGGCUUAAAGAGAGUGACAAAUGCUCUAAAUACUUCCACUCGGUCAUUGCUUCUAAAAACAAGAGAGAAACUAUUAGAGUCCUAGUAAAUGAUCAAGGCAGUAGACUGGAAUAUUUUGAUGACAUGGCUUCUGAAGUUAUUCAUUUUUUCAAUAAUCAAUUGGGGAAAGCUAACAUGAAUGUUCUUAAUAAUCUACUUCGAAUUAAUCUGUCCCCUGAGGGUUUAGCAGACUUGGAAAAAAAUAUCAUUGAUGAGGAGAUUAAGGAAGCUUUUUUCAGUCAAGGUAAUGAUAAAGCUCCUAGGCCUGAUGGCUUCACCCCUUUCUUCUUCAAAACUACCUGGUCAGUGGUUGGGGAUGAUGUCUUAAAAGCUGUUAAGUAUUUUUUUCAGAACUCUUGGGUGUUACCUGCUUUUAAUUCUACUAUUAUUGCUCUGGUCCCUAAGAUCACUAAUCCUAGAAAAAUCAAAGACUAUAGACCCAUCUCUUGUUGCUCUAUGGUCUAUAAGGCAAUUACGAAGAUUCUUGUUCAAAGGCUGAAAAAUUUACUUCCUGACCUGAUUACUCUUAAUCAAACUGCCUUUGUUAAGGGAAGAAACAUUAUUGACAAUACUCUCUUAGCCCAGGACCUAGUUAAAGGCUAUGGUAGAAAUUCAAUCUCUCCUAGAUGUGCGAUCAAGAUUGAUCUUCAAAAGGCAUUUGAUUCCCUUGACUGGGAUUUCCUUUCAUCCAUCCUCAAUGCAAUUGGUCUCCCUCCCAUAUUCAUAUCUUGGAUCCAAGCUUGCUAUUAUGGAGCAAGAUAUUCAAUUUCCUUUAAUGGUUCUUUAAUUGGCUAUUUCAAAGGUAAAAGGGGUCUUAGGCAAGGAGAUCCUUUAUCUCUCAUUCUUUUUGUUCUAGCCAUGAAUAUUCUUUCUAAGCUCCUUAAUCUUGCUGCCAUCAAAAGUUUAUUCGGUUAUCAUCCUAAAUCUGGUAUUUCUCCAAGGAACCUUGAAGUCAUCAAAACCUCUACUGGUUUCAAGAUUGGCCUUUUGCCAGUGAGGUAUCUUGGAGUUCCUCUAGUUCCCCGGAAACUCACUAUUAAAGACUUCUACCCUCUUAUUGAUAAGAUCAAAUCUAGAAUCCACCAGUGGUCUGGGAGGUACUUAAGCUAUGCUGGUAGAUUAAAACUCAUAAAAAUUGUUUUACAGAACAUUGCAAACUUCUGGUGUCGUCAAUUCCUGCUUCCUCAAUAUGUUAUUAACAGAAUUAACCAACUUUGCUCAAGAUAUCUAUGGAAAGGCUCUGACACUUCAGCCUCUGGAGCUAGAGUAAGUUGGAUCAAUUUAUGCAAACCCAAAUCUGAAGGAGGGCUGGGAUUAAAAGAUUUGAAAUCUUGUAAUAAGGUUUGCAUGAUUCUGUUAAUUCGCAACCUUCUUGCUGGUCAAGGUUCUUUAUGGAUUGCUUGGACUUACUCUUAUGUUAUAAAAAAUAACGACUUUAGCCAAAUGUCUCCUAGUGCUUCCUCUAGCUACAUAUUCAAUAAACUUAUAAAACUGAAAGAUGAAGCCAUCCCCAUUUUUAAUGCUGGUAAUACGACCACUAAAGGGAUUUGGGAAGAAGUUAGACACAAACAUGAUAAAGUCCCUUGGCAUAAACUUAUCAGGUUUCCCCUUCACAUCCCUAAAUUUAGUGUUAUUACUUGGUUGGCUAUUCUUGAUAGACUACCAACGAGGGAUAAACUCCUUCGUAUGGGUCUCACUACUGUUGGUUAUUGUGUAUUUUGUAAUGAUGCUCUUGAAACGAGAAAUCAUUUAUUUGCUGAUUGUAUUGUGAUCACUUCUCUUUGGAAUGGUAUUUUGCAACUGUCUCUUCUGUCCGUUCCUCACAUGCCAUGGGAAAUCAAGCUUGCUUGGGGUGCUUCAACUUGGAAAGGUAAAUCUCUCUUAACCUCUAUCAUGAAGACUGCUUCGUGUGCUUUCAUUUACAAGGUUUGGGAGGAGAGAAACUGUCGUAUAUUCCGAGGAAAAUUCCGAACUAUUGAAGACUUGCUUGGUUCUAUAAAAGAGACAGUAGGACUUCAUCAUAUGAAUAGAGAUUUCAAUAAGCUUGAUAAUGUUAAUAUGCUUCUUUGUAAUAAUUGGAAUAUAGCCUAA